CACUCAAGAAAAGAGAAGUUAGGUUAAUGGGCCUUAAAAGCAAAUUAAUGGGUUAAGAAUAGGCUAUUACGGUGAGGUUGAAAGGGUGGGUGGGUCAAUCCGGAAGCCCUAAACGGCGGGAAAAUCAGAAAAGAGCAGCAGCGUCUUCUCCAUUUCAGGAGAUUUUCGAAAGAAAGAAAGAUGGCAGUCUACAGCAUAAGAGGCAUCAAUGUCGAGUUUCCAUUCGAGGCCUACCCUUGUCAGAUCAUUUACAUGGACAAAGUUAUCGAGUCUCUCCAAAACAAAUGUAACGCGCUUCUGGAGAGUCCAACUGGAACUGGGAAAACUCUUUGUCUUCUGUGUGCCACCUUAGCCUGGAGAAAGAAGAGCCUGGGCAAGGAUCAUCGGAACAACGGGCAAGGAGGAGCUUUUCCUACCAUAGUUUAUGCGUCUCGGACUCAUAGUCAGCUCCGUCAAGUUAUUAACGAACUUAGAAGAUGUAGCUAUAGGCCUAAGAUGGUGGUGCUAGGAUCACGUGAGCAGUUAUGCGUUAAUGAGGAAGUGAGUUCACUCCGAGGAAAGGCACUCACUAAUGCUUGUCACUACCUUUGCCAAAAGCACCAAUGUAACCAUUUCAAUCGGCUUCCAGAAUAUUUGAAGAAUAACCCUGAUAUUGGUGACGAACCUGUUGACAUUGAGGAUUUGGUCAAUAUUGGAAAAGAUUCUGGACCGUGCCCAUAUUAUCUCACAAGAGAGGUUCACAAGGAUGUGGACAUCUUAUUUGCACCUUACAACUACUUGAUCAGCAAUGCGUAUCGAAAGUAUUUGAAGGUCAACUGGAAUAGUAGCAUCCUGAUUUUUGAUGAAGCUCACAAUCUUGAAAGUUUAUGCGCAGACUCAGCUUCAUUUGACCUUCCUUCUGCGCUUUUAUCGGCUUGCAUUUCUGAAGCACAAGAAUGUGUACGACUUGCGUCAGCAAGAAAUGACGAGUCCGCGAACCCUGAGAAUUUUGCUUUACUUAAAGGACUUCUUCUAAAGCUCCAGGAACUGAUUUCUCAAGUCCCAAUUCCGGAAAAGAAUGAGGGGUUUACCAAGCCUGGGCCGUACAUAUAUGAAAUGCUUAAAAGCCUUAACAUCACUCACGAAACUGCUCCUCAACUUAUUGGUACAAUCGAGGAGGCUGCAGUGCUCCUGGAUGAGGAGAAACAACGAACAGCGACCAGUGCUGGAAGCAAAUUAGGAAUCAUUGUUGACAUGCUUAAACUGAUAUUUAGGGAAAAUGGAAGUAACCAUGCAGAUGCUUAUCGUGUUCAUGUACAGGAGCUUGAGCAGAAUUCUACUGAUGUCAUCAAAGGCAAGGCAUCAAGAACGCUUAGCUGGUGGUGUUUCAAUCCUGGGGUUACCAUGCAGGACAUAGCAAAAAAAGGUGUUGGGUCUAUCAUUUUAACAUCGGGAACCUUGUCUCCCAUGGAUUCAUUGGCUCAAGAACUAGAAUUAGAGUUUCCUGUUCGAUUGGAAAAUCCCCAUGUUAUAUCCUCAAAUCAGCUAUGGGCUGGAGUUGUUAGUACUGGUCCAUUAGGGUGUGUUCUUAAUUCUUGCUACAGCAAUCGUGAUGUACCAGAGUACAAACAAGAACUUGGGAAUGUUAUUGUGGACUUUUCACAAGUCGUGCCGGAUGGACUGCUUGUAUUUUUCCCUUCCUAUAACCUUAUGGACCGCUGCAUUGCAUUUUGGAAAGAUGGGAGUCACAGAAUGACAAUAUGGGAAAGAAUCUGCGAACUGAAGAAACCUGUCAUUGAACCUAAAGAUUCGUCCCUCUUUCCUGCAGCAAUGCAGGACUUUUCAGAAAAAGUGCAAGACAGAUCAAUUUCCGGUGCGGUAUUUUUUGCCGUUUGUCGUGGAAAAGUCAGUGAAGGACUGGAUUUCGCUGACAGCGCUGGCAGAGCUGUUGUCAUUACUGGGUUACCUUAUGCCAGGGUGACUGAUCCAAAGGUUAAACUGAAACGAGAGUUUCUGGGUGAACAAUCAGGACUUGCAAAUGUCAAGUUUCGAAGAUCAACUAGUCUAUCUGGAAGCAUGUGGUACAGUCAAGAAGCUGCACGGGCUGUGAAUCAGGCAAUUGGACGUGUAAUCCGCCAUCGCCAUGACUAUGGAGCUAUCAUUUUCUGUGAUGAGAGAUUUGAACAACGGUCCCAGCAGUCCAAGAUAUCCGUUUGGAUACGGCCGCAUGUCAAGUGCUACUCCUCUAGAUAUGGAGAGGUCAUUUCUGACCUUGCUCGGUUUUUCCAGACUGAAAGAUCAAAUAUUCCUGCAAGGAUUGUGACAGAACAAGAACACAAUAUAGGUAAUAGCUAUGUGAAGGACGUUGGGCUUGUACGAAAUGAUGGAAAUUUUGUUAAAUGGAAAGGCCUGACCAUCCUAAAACGUAAGGGCAAGAUGCCUCGCAUUGUAAAGGGUGACGUUAUGCAGGCUUGUUCUGCAAGGAAGAUUAGAUUAGUGGAUCUAAGUGACGAGGAGACUCAGGUAGAGAAGAGAUGUGAAGUAGUUGAUCUAGAUUGCGACAACUGUGAGAAGGAGAUUUGUGAAACAGAAACGUUUACGUCGAGCGACACGAUGGGGCUAAUAAAAAAGCGAAAGGUUCCAGAGAGUCAGGGAAGUGCGUCACUGUCGAAAGAAGAAGGGGGUGAUAACAAGCAAGCAAGUGCAUCUGCAUUUUUUAGUCAAGUCAAAGAAAAGCUCAACGGAGAAGAAUGUAACAAGUUUGUUGGAUACAUGCAUGGAUUGAAGAAGAAAGAGCUUAAAUUUGCAAACGUGAUGCAGUCCAUUGUACAACUGUUGUCUGGGACAGAGAGAGAUCAUCUUCUCAUGGGAUUCAAGGACUUUGUGCCGGUAAAACAUCGUCCUGCGUAUGAGCAGUGCAUCAAAAUGAGAAAGAGAGAAGCGUUUUGAUCAUUCAGUCUUUGCUAAAAUUGUAAACUCUGAGAAGAACAAAAGUAAUUAUUAUUUUGUUUUGUUCAGUUGAUGGAACGUUUUGAAUUA
Molecule: messenger RNA, 3018 nt
Organism: Brassica napus (rape)
Lineage: Eukaryota; Viridiplantae; Streptophyta; Magnoliopsida; Brassicales; Brassicaceae
Product: regulator of telomere elongation helicase 1 homolog
Exons: 21
Coding region: 181-2928 (915 amino acids)
Biological process (GO): regulation of DNA-templated transcription; telomeric loop disassembly; negative regulation of DNA recombination
Cellular component (GO): nucleus
Molecular function (GO): DNA helicase activity; hydrolase activity, acting on acid anhydrides, in phosphorus-containing anhydrides; DNA binding
Source: RefSeq, a predicted model, not a curated record